CAUUGUUUAAAGGUCUUGGCAGGCAUGUCUGGCGUCAGCGUGUGACAGCCGGUAAAUGGCCCGUUUGACCAGUUUUCGCUCAAGGCAAGCGGUUCCGUUUAGUGCCGCUCAUCGGCACCAGAUGGCAGCACGCUACACGCACGCGUCAACAAGCGUGCUGGUUCGACUGGACGGGCUGAUGAUCUGCUGAUGGCCGAGUUGGGGUGGAGGCAGGAGAAACGUUUGAUGUCAUCAUCUCCAGACGAAGAUCGCCGGUGACUGCUCAAAUAGUGUGUACCGUACUCGUGAACGUUGCGACCACGGUGAUUGGAACUAUCGCCUGGAAAUACUCUGGCGGAGCGCGACGGGAUGGCAACACCGCCAGCGCGACCCGCACUUCUCGUCGUCCUCGACCAAGCUUUUGUUUGAGUCGGGCGUCCAAAAACAAAUGCUCGCGGCCUUCAGCUCUUCAAGCGUGUCGAGCAAAGCGAAGUCAAGAUCGGACAGAAACAAGUCACUGUGUGCCAUUAUGGGUUCAGCUCAGGUGAAACCUACCUGCUGGCUCUUACUACUUGUGUUCCUACAAGAUGGCUGCUGCCUCAAGGGCCCGAGACUUGUGGAAGUGGAGAAGACGAUGGAAACUCAGGUGGACAUAAAUUGGACCCCCGUGGCUUCUUCGAAAGUCACUCAGUACACAGUUCGUGCGGUGCCGCUGAAGAACUAUGCACCCCACCUGGGCGGUCCCCUCGAGUGGAAGUACACAGAUGCCAGCCGUGCCGAGCUGUUCGGGCUGAGCGCUGGCACCCUCUACAACGUCAGCGUGUGGGCCGAGACCUCGGACGGGCCCUCGGAGACAACUUCCAUCUUUGCCUGGACUCAGGUUGGAGAGCCUGACCGCCCUCCGCCGGUCGAGGUGCUGUCCAGGGACGGGCCCAGGAUGGUCGUGCGCGUGGCUCGAGGAACUAGCACCAAGGGCCCGAUCACGGGCUACCGCCUGAUUGCCUUUGAGGAGAGCAGCCUGAUGUCCUUCAAGCCCGAGAGGCUGGUGGGCCACAAGGAGGCCUCGGAGGCCGGCACGCCCUUCUACCUGGCGGCCGAGCUGGGGCCCGACCACGGGGGCCGGGAGUUUGUACUGGGGGCUGGCAGCUCCCACGGUGGCUUCUUCAACGCCCCCCUGCUGCCCGGGGAAAAGUACCUCCCCAUCCAGGGUGUCGCCAGCACCCUCAACGGGAUAACAAAGUAUGCCUACUCUGUCGUGGCACCCGACGCCAGCGCAGGUGGCGCAGAGGAGCAGGUCAUGACGGGAGAACCGCCUCGGGGGCCGCCCACGAGGGCAGCCCUGGUGUCGCUGCUCUCGGUGGCGGUGGGUGUGUGCACCUUUCUGCUGGCGGCUUUCGUGGUGGCCUACCUGCUGCUGCGGCGCCACUACGGCAAGAAGAAGCGGCGCUCGGAGGAGAUGAUCCUCCAGUGCCACCCGCCGCCUGACCCCGAGACGACGCCGCUGUUCGCUCCCCGACGCUCGCAGGAGGACGGCCCCUUCUGCGCUGGAGCCCUCCAGUUGGGCGAGGGCGCCGACCUGGGUGCCUUCUACGGCCAGCUGCGCGCCAUGUUCUGGCAGGUGCCGCGCCCUCAGCUGCUGGUGCGGGACACCACGCUGGGACAGGGGCGCUUUGGCCCGGUGCGCGCCGGUGUUGUGCACAGGGACGGCAGCGACCUGUCCGUUGGGGUGCAGCGAUGCUCGGCCCAGUGGAUGUUGCCAGACCGGGAACGCAGGCAGCUGCUGGCCGAGAUUGAGGGCAUGGUCCGCCUGGGAGUCCAUCCCAACGUGGUGCUCUUCAUUGGGGCGUGCGAGGACCAGGAGUUCCUCCAGCUGGUAGUGGAGCACCCCCCGCGCUCUCUGCGGGGCCUCCUGCUCACGAGCCGGCACAGCUCCGAAGGCCGCGUCUGCUCCCUGGAGGAACGCCAGCUCCUCGAGCUGGCCAAGGGCGUCGCCGCCGGAAUGUCCCACCUGGCACGCCACGGGGUUCAUCACGGGCAACUCUCAACAAGGAGCAUCACUGUUGUGGACGACUUGGUCCCCAAGAUAUCCAACUUUGGCUUGGCAAGAUACACUCCGCUCGGCAAGAAACUGGACUUCGCACGAUGGCUGGCGCCCGAGUCCGUCAAGACGGGCAGUCACACGGCCAAGAGCGACGUGUGGUCCUAUGGAGUGCUUCUGUGGGAGGUCUUUACUUUGGGCGGCACUCCCUACGUGAACCUCAAGACGGCCGAAGUGGCCGAACGGGUGACGAGGGGUCUGCGGUUGUCCCAGCCAAAAGGGGUCCGCGAAAACAUGUACCAGUUGAUGCUUCAAUGUUGGGAGCUUGACAGGGAUGAAAGACCCACUUUUGAGCAGAUGCUCGGCUCUCUUCAAGAGAUGCUGUGUGGAGAGAUACCCGUGAAGUUCUCUCACACUCCGGGCUACACGUACGAGCGGUUUGACCCCCUGGCCGACGAGACGUGAUCAGUCCGGCUACCAAGCCACUUGCCAGUCAACCAAGCAGCCUCCAGAACCCCGGUCACUGCGUCAAACGCACUGUAGCGCGAAUCUGCUCAGCGGACGUACGGAAAGGUGGCAAAUCUUUCCUGUAAAGUUGGUGCUAGAGCCGCCGGAUGUUCUCAGAGAACCGCAAUUUGUGUCUGCUACUGCCGUAGGCGGCUCUCCAAUUGGUUACCGGCGCACAUAGCUAGAGUCACUGAAUGUUUCCAGAGUACCGAAACUAUGAAGCUUUUUGUGGUAACCAUGUUACAGCACGGAGAUCGAUGGCCACAGUAUGGUGGCCCCUGUGUGAUCAAAUCAAACCAUGUUUCACUUUGUGUUCUGCAUUCUCUUUUUCUGCGGGCCUGCUAGUACCACUUUGUUUUUAUUGAUCUUUUUUCUUUUGCUCUGAGCAGUUGUGUCUUACCUCUGGCUCCUCGAGGCCCAAGGGUCACCCAAGUCAAGGCCUAGCAUUUUAAGCCCUAGCAUUUUAAGCCAUGCGCUUUAGGCAUAUAGCAUUCUAGACCUAGCGUUCUAGGCUUAGCGUGUUAAGCACCAGGUGCAACCAAAGUUGGCAAACAUGCCGAAAUUCUUUUUUUGAAGACAAUAUUACAGGCUACUUGACAUAGAAAACCUUAGCAAGCAUUAAUGUGCCUUUUAUUUUCUGUCCAGUUGUAAUUCAUAGACUGUUUGUGGCACUCCUGUGUACAAAGUGCCCCCCCCCCCCCCCCCCCCCCCCAAAAAAAAAUAUAUAUAUUUACGGGGUUUUUGUUACUGCAAAAAUAAACUAUGCAUUGCCGAGCACUCGUUCUCUACUCAAAUGUAGCGCUAGAAGUCCAGACCAGAGGCACUAACCGUUAUCUUAUUCAAAAGUUAUAAGUGAUUUCCUGAAAUUUUGAUGGAAAAAUGGCUCUAUGGCGUCAGUUACCGAAAACGGAAAAAAAUGGGCCCUAUUUUUUCAUUGAAAAUUUCAGGAAGUCACAUAUAACUUUUGAAUAAUAUAAUGGUUUGUGCUGAAACUUUAUUAUCUGGUUUGGACCUCUACCACUACUUUUGGGUGGAGAAUGAGUGUUCGGCAGUGCUUAGUUCAUUUUUGCGGUUAAAAAAACCUUGGUAAAUUUUAAGGGGGGGAGGGGGGGGGGAACACUGUAUAUCUUUUACAUAUGUUUUCUUUAUUUUGAUUUUCUGGCACCUAUAUGACCUACAUCUGCCACCGAAAUCUGCCAUUCAGAAAGCUUGGUUGGCUGACACUUCUGGAACACUCAGUGACUCUACCCACACAUAUGCUGGCUAAGUUGAUCAGUCUUGCCAUAUAUUGACUCUAACGGUUGGCUCUAAAUAUGACUCCUGGCAAACUGCCUCUAACUUUAUGACAGUAAAUGAGCUUGCAGUCUGUUCAUCUUCAGACAUGAUUAUGGGCGCCUAACUCUAAAUCUUGUUUCAACAGUAACCAUCCGCACUCAAAGUUACUGAUGUUCAGCCUAUUUACUAACCAUCCGCAAAUCUGUGGUGUGUUCAAUCAUAUCAGUAAGUCAGUAUUACUGACUGACUGACUGGCAUUUUUCUAACUUUUUACAAUGUACAAUGACUGAAGUAUACAGAAUGUUUUAAAUUGCGUGUGAGCUUGUGCCAAGGAACUGCGUAGAGCUGUUUCAUUACAGCUCCGGUUCUGUCAAGUGUUCGUCAGCGGAGCCCGAGACGUUUUGGUACUCUCUGGACAUCCUGUGACUCUAGCUGCUCUUACACUGCCUCUCUCUUUUAUUUCUUUUUUAUUUUUGCUUGACACUCAUUGAAACUCAAGACUCUCUUGCUGGAUCUAAUAUGAGCGGUUGUACACAAAGAAGAAUCUCAUGUUUUUCAUUCAAACUAACUUCAUAAUUGUGUCGGGGGUGGCAAGACACCGUUUUUGUAACCCCUCUUGAAUGCUACGACGGUAAAUGGUGGGCGCAUAAUUGCUUAGUUUACAUCAGCAUAGUCAUUUGUGUAGACUUAGUUUUUAUAUUCUGAGAAAGUGUCCGGUGAAAAGCAAGUUUGACAGAGUUGCCGAUUACCCUGGGUCAUUUCGUCUGCACCAGACCAGAAAUGGAUGUUCCACACGACUGGCCCAUGACACAAAAAGAAGGAAACCAGGACAAGAAACUGCAGCAGCAGCUAUUUUUCCUGGUUCGCUCCUUUUUGUAUAAACUAAGAAGGGAAAUAAGAGCCUUAUCACUACAGUCUUAUUAUUAUAGUUAGCAGACAACUGCUAAGGUAGCAACGGGGCAACGGGUGUACUGGCAGAUUCCUGAGCCUUUGCUGAUUUUUAAAGGUGGCAAAGGGACCGAAAUUAAAAAUGAUUAGACUGAACUGGGUCAUCUUAUUUAUAUCAAUCUAAAAAGGAGUGUUCCACAUAACUUUCUGUUAGCAAAUAACUGCCCCGGCAGCAUCAAUAGAACCGGCCUGUUCCCAAAACCUGACUAGUAACUUUUGAUGGUGGCAUAUCACAAUAGUUUUCCUCUUAUGCGUCAGGUAGUCACCAGGAGACAGCUCUAUUUUUAAGUUUUCCGAAAAGGAAACUAGUGCUAUUGGCAUAGCACAGUGUUGCUUCCAGGUCUUGUCCAACCGAUAUGUUAAUCUAGAGCAGCUCAGACAAUGUUGACAAAGUGCUUCUAACGAAGUAGCUCAGAGCAGCUAAAGUCACUAAAUCCUGGGAAAAUAGUUACAAGGUAACCAUUUCGUUUUUCGAAGUAGCACUUUAUCCGGUCAGAGCGAACCAGUCAAAGAUUGCAGGCAUGGGCUGUUUCACAAAAACAUUUCUCGUACUCUGACAUUUCGUUAGCUCUACAGUCGAUUGUGUUAUCCAGCACAGGCAAUUCUUUAUUGAUCUCCAACUACGGGGCUUAAAUCAUAGGCAUUCUAUGUCCGAUUUGACGAAAGAAAUGGUUUCGUGAAGAAAAAAAGAAUCGUACAAACAAACACAAUGCGGCCCUAUGCUGUGCUGGUGCUUGGCAGGGGAUGUGGUGGUAUUUCUAAAUAAAUUAUGCGCAAAGAAAAAUGCACAAAGGAUUACAUAAUUUUAAGAGAUUGAGAAUUUGAUUGCAUGUACGUUGCCAAGAUUAACAAAGGACGCUUUCUACACAAUGAUGCCUCGCCACAAUCUGCGCGCAGCUGGUUAAGAAGGAUCCCCUUUGUGGUUGCCAUGGCAACACGUGCCUCUCAACCAAUGGCAAGCAGGGAAGGCAGCUGCACUACUUUCCUGAGAUCGAGUGACUUUAAUAGCUUUGAGGAAUGGCAUCUGCACCUAAAAUUUUUACCGGGCUAAGAUGCGCGCGACAUUUACGGAAACUUCCUGUCACGGGGCUUAUCCCGAAAUAAUAAGCUCCUUAGCUUUGUGUUUCGGCGCAGGGGAAGUAAUUCGGUGGCUCGUCGAUUUCGAAUGUUAUUUGAAGAACUAUGGAAAACUCUUUUAAAAGCUUGCUUUUGUUGUGUGUGUAGAUGUCGGCAAAAAACAGCAAAAUGGUUGCAUGUGGCGAACGGUAUCUGCCAUCCUCUCGUUUUGUCGUGCUACCUUUUGUUGCUUUCCCGGUGUAUAGUAUGGUAGUACUGAAGUGGCAUGCUUCAUUCACGGUGUAAUACUUUCUUGCUCAAUGUGAUGCAUCAUUUCUGUGGAAGCUUUUUUUAUGUAGAUUGCAAUAUAAUACUUACCAUAUAUUGCUGUGUAAAGGUCGACUACAAAUAUAGGCCUAAACCCCCCCCCCCCCAUUAUGACCAAUUCAAUUGUUUUCUUUUUGUUAAGUUUUUCUUUUCACUUAUUUUUGGGAUACCCUAAUUUGAGAUACCCGUUUCUGAAAUGAUUGACUUAUACGCAGCAAUAUAUGGUACUUACUGACAUGAACGGGCAUAGAGAAUGAAACUCUACUCGAGAAAUCCCCGUGACUGAGCAUUAACUGAUAGAAAAGAUUUAAUAUUUAAAGAAUCAGCUGUCAAUGGUGUUUUAUACUCAGAAAUUAAAUAAACUACAUGGCUGUGCUAGAGAAACCUUUUUUUAGCUCCUUGUUUCCAUAAUUAUAAUUUUGGAGAUUGUACAGCUAUUUCUGGAGUGUAUGAGGCACUGGACAAAGGUUCAUGCUAGUUAAAAAAUGUUUCUCAUCCGUUUAGUUCACAUACAAAACAUGGCAGUAUUGCUUCUUAUUUAAAUCACGCUUCCUUAUUGGAACACAAAAAAAGCUAUGGUUGUUAAAAGAUUUGAGUUAGAUAAUUGACUGUGUGAAAGGCAUUGAGUUGUUUUUAUUACUGACACGAACGAUGCAUUGUAAUUUUAGUUGAUGUUUGGAAAUAUGUCCGGUUAUAUAUAUGGUGCCACCAUUCCUGGCAUGCAUCUGAUUGAAGUGACUCCUCAAUCACAACCGAGAUUUCGAUGCAUCAUUUCUAUUGUUGCAUUCCCAUUUUCUCUUCUCCUUUACUGAAGAGCAGCUGCCUUUUUUUUAUUGUUUCAUGUGCAUGCCAUGACCAGGUGCAAAAUCAAAAUGUUUGCUUGUCUUAUUGUGUCCAUUGGUCGCGCGCCCCGUCCAAUGCGUUCAUUGACGUGUUUUCUCCGCAGUUAUUGUCUCGGCAUUUUUGUACCGUCGACACACGUCAGACAUUCCAUCUUGCUAUUGCAAAUAAAAAGUUAUAUCAAGA
Molecule: messenger RNA, 7156 nt
Organism: Ixodes scapularis (black-legged tick)
Lineage: Eukaryota; Metazoa; Arthropoda; Arachnida; Ixodida; Ixodidae
Product: putative tyrosine-protein kinase Wsck
Exons: 17
Coding region: 428-2482 (684 amino acids)
Biological process (GO): multicellular organism development; protein phosphorylation; positive regulation of kinase activity
Cellular component (GO): signaling receptor complex
Molecular function (GO): ATP binding; protein binding; transmembrane receptor protein tyrosine kinase activity
Source: RefSeq, a predicted model, not a curated record